Saccostrea cuccullata (small rock oyster) is the source of this 2116-nucleotide messenger RNA. Its product is annotated as ATP-dependent RNA helicase DHX33-like. The coding region runs from base 77 to 2077 and encodes 666 amino acids. The record is from RefSeq and is a predicted model, not a curated record. Gene Ontology annotation, molecular function: double-stranded RNA binding; helicase activity; ATP binding. Gene Ontology annotation, cellular component: intracellular anatomical structure; nucleolus. The transcript has 22 exons. NCBI's taxonomy places the organism in Eukaryota, Metazoa, Mollusca, Bivalvia, Ostreida, Ostreidae. Gene Ontology annotation, biological process: positive regulation of transcription by RNA polymerase I.
UUUUACAAUUUUUAGAGGAUGUGGGAUCAAAGAUGAAAAGAAGAACUUAAAGAACAUACAAAACACGGGAGACAAAAUGAGAAUGCCAGAGGACGGUCCUCCUACAAAGAAGUUUAAGUACACACUGUCACAUCACAAUAAUGGUAACAAUGGUUAUGUGCCAGAAAAAAUUCUGCAGGAGAAGAGGAACCUCCCAAUAUUUCCUGCCCGGGGGAAGAUAAUUAACCAAAUACAGAGACUAGACACAGCUAUACUGAUAGGGGAAACAGGAAGUGGUAAAACCACACAAAUACCACAGUAUCUUUUGGAGGCCAAUGUCAACAAAAAUGCCAUUAUUGCUGUAACACAGCCUAGAAGAGUGGCAGCCAUUACAAUAUCACAGAGAGUUGCCGAGGAACAGGGGACAGAACUGGGACAAAAGGUUGGGUACUGUGUGAGGUUUGAAGAUGUCACAUCAGAGAAUACUAAAAUCAAAUACAUGACCGACGGAAUGUUACUAAGGGAGGCAAUCCUGGAUCCACUUAUGAAGAGGUACUCCAUUGUGAUUUUGGAUGAGGCUCAUGAAAGGACGAUCCACACAGAUGUCUUGUUUGGAGUGGUGAAGCAAGCCCAGGCCAGGAGGAAAGUUAGAGGGAUCAGGCCACUCAAGAUACUUGUCAUGUCUGCCACAAUGGACGUGGAUCAUUUCUCGGCAUACUUCAAUGCUGCCCCGGUGUUGUAUCUAGAGGGAAGGCAGUACCCAGUACAGGUGUACUAUGUGUCUCAAUAUACAUUUUCUUCCAUUGUUACAUUGUUCCAAAUCCACAGAGCAGAACCUCCAAAUAACGAUAUAUUGAUGUUUCUGACUGGACAAGAGGAGAUAGAGUCUGCUGUGAGAACUAUAAGGGACAUAACUCGUACAGCAGAAGAGAACAUGGCACCACUGGUUGUCUGCCCUUUAUAUGCAGCUCUGCCUUCUCAUGCCCAGCUGAAGGUCUUCAAACCUACACCCAAGGGAUGUAGAAAGGUGAUAGUAGCCACCAACAUAGCUGAGACCUCAGUCACCAUACAGGGAAUCAAGUUUGUGGUGGAUUCUGGGGUUGUCAAGGCAAAAGUAUUCAACCCAAACAGUGGCCUUGACCUUUUGAAGGUCGUUAAGGUUUCUAAGGCCCAGGCGCUACAGAGGACUGGGCGGGCGGGGCGGGAAUCAGCUGGGUCCUGUUAUAGACUCUACACAGAGCAGGAGUUCACACAGUUCAGUGACAACACAAUCCCAGAAAUCCAAAGGUGUAACCUGUCCAGUGUUGUCCUGCAGCUCCUGGCUCUUGGAAUCUCAGACAUCGUUAACUUUGACUUCAUGGACAAACCCUCAGCAGAGUCCAUCAUUGCUGCGGUUCAUCAACUACACAAUCUAGGGGCAGUUAUCAAAGAAAACACAAUAAAGCUAACCCCAGUAGGGAGACAAAUGGCAGCUUUUCCUCUGGAACCAAGACUCGGGAAAACUCUGCUGAUCGCUAAGGAGAAUAACUGUCUAGAGGAGAUUCUGACCAUUGUGUCUCUGCUGUCAGUGGACUCUGUCCUGGUUACACCUCAAAGCAAGAGGGAGGAGGCCCUGGCAGCCAGACAGAAGUUUGUGUCAAGUGAAGGGGAUCAUGUGAUGCUGCUCAACAUAUAUAAGGCCUACAAGGCAGUCAAAGGCAAUAAGGACUGGUGUAUGGAAAAUUUCAUCAACCAGAGAAACAUGAAGACAGCAACAGAGGUCAGAAAACAGCUGUAUGAUAUCUGUGAGAGAAUGGAAUUCCCCAUCAAAUCCUGUAAAAAUGACACCACUAUCAUCAGAAAAUGUCUGGCUCAUGGUUUCUUUAUGAAUGCUGCUGAAUUGCAAAAAGAUGGAUCUGAAUAUACAUCAUUAUCCUCCAGGAAGACUGUAUCCAUUCAUCCGUCCUCAGUAUUGUUCAGAUGUAAACCUGCUUAUGUCAUUUAUAAUGAACUAGUCCAGACAACCAAGUGUUAUAUGAGAGAUCUGUGUGUGGUGGACCCUGAUUGGUUAUACGAGGCAGCUCCUGUGUACUUCAAAAAGAAGAAACCAGGCACUUGAUUACGUUAUUGUUCAGAAUAAUAAAAUGUUUUAUUAUUA